This is a messenger RNA of Venustampulla echinocandica, 1125 nucleotides long. RefSeq lists its product as uncharacterized. Gene Ontology annotation, cellular component: nucleus. Bases 1 to 1125 code for a protein of 374 amino acids. Gene Ontology annotation, molecular function: DNA binding. NCBI's taxonomy places the organism in Eukaryota, Fungi, Ascomycota, Leotiomycetes, Helotiales, Pleuroascaceae. The transcript is spliced from 3 exons. Gene Ontology annotation, biological process: double-strand break repair; DNA recombination. The record is from RefSeq and is a predicted model, not a curated record.
AUGGAUCCGGAUUGCGAAGCGUUGCUCCGGCUCCCCCGCCUCGACCACGCCGCUGAUGAGGCCAGCUUUGUCCUGGUCCAUGUCUCCUCCGCCGGGCGCCGCCAGCUUGAUCUGAAGCUGAUUGGGACAGAGCAGGAGACCGUCUUCUCAGUCGCAUUAAAACAUACUCAAAUCUCAUCGCUGGUAGUAAAAAAUUCCCCGUGCAAUCAGGAAGAAUGGGAGGCAAUAUUACUCUUCGUUCUACGUGGUUCAUUGCCGGAAACUACCAACGAGGGGCCCGAUGUUUGCAAAGGCGUUGAGGCCGUUGCCAAAGUGGAAAAGAAUGCCACGUCGCUGACAAUCACUAUCCAGAAGCGCAUCCAAGGAAUUACCCAACGGCUCGGCACUCUCUCCCUCCCUGCGACCGAGGACGAGGAGGUUUUUCUCUACGAGUGGUGCGGUUCCGCUAUUGUAGCAAAAGACAGCGCAAGUGAAGAGCUACAAAUAGCGCGCUCAAAUCUCCGGGAGAAAGACGCGCAAGUAAAGAAGCUCGAGGAAAGCUUCAACGAACUAGUCAAUCUCAAAAAUAGCCAUGAAAAGGCACUACUUGAGAAGUUCUCCCUGUUACUCAACGAGAAGAAACUUAAAAUAAGGGAUCAACAGCGUCUACUUUCAAGUUCGAAUAUAGAUCUAGCCAAACAUGAAACGGGGCCACGCAUCAAAAAUACUAGCGCACGAGCCGGGCCGUCAAGAGCUGGCAAACGCAAAAUGGGCGAAGAUACUCAGGCUCUAAAAGAUGAUGAGUCAGAUGAUGAACAAAUGGAUAUUGACAAUGAGGCUGCACAAUCCCCUGCCAAUGACUCCGAACAAGAAGAGGCGCAUACACCAGAUCCAGAAUCUACUGCAUCUGAAGCCGAGUCGGAGAGUGAUGGUCCGCUGGUUUUACAGCGCCCAAGGAGAACUGCUGAUACUUCCAAAGGCAUUGCGAAGGGAUCAACGGCGCAUACCAAGGAGGCAGGCUCAAGUCAUGCAUCUCAAGAUGUUUCGCCGCCGCCUCCAAAAAGAGACUUGCCGUUUCAGCAAAAGAAGGCAACUAAACCUGAACCUGUUGACGGGUCAGAAACCGAAUCGGAUGAUGAGUUAUGA